Messenger RNA from Epinephelus fuscoguttatus (brown-marbled grouper), 4529 nucleotides. It is a transcript of the gene cngb1a, whose product is annotated as cyclic nucleotide gated channel subunit beta 1a. The record is from RefSeq and is a predicted model, not a curated record. Gene Ontology annotation, molecular function: protein-containing complex binding; intracellularly cAMP-activated cation channel activity; cGMP binding. The transcript has 35 exons. Gene Ontology annotation, biological process: retina homeostasis; monoatomic cation transmembrane transport. Gene Ontology annotation, cellular component: intracellular cyclic nucleotide activated cation channel complex; photoreceptor outer segment; plasma membrane. Bases 1 to 3807 code for a protein of 1268 amino acids. Lineage: Eukaryota; Metazoa; Chordata; Actinopteri; Perciformes; Serranidae.
AUGUUGAGCUGGGUGGUCAAAGUCGUUCCCCAGCCGCCUGAGCCUCCACCCAAAACAGCUGAAGAGAAGAAGGAGGAGAAACCAGCCGCUGCCCCGCCUCCUGCAGCUGCCCCGCCCCCAGCUGCUGCCCCGCCUCCUGCAGCUGCCCCAGCCCCUGUUCCUGAGAAGAAAGUGACGUUUCAGGAUGAGACUAAAAAUGAAGCUCCGAAAGCUGACAAACCCAAACAGGAAGUCCAGGUGGCGGAGGAGAACGGCCCAGCGCCUGCGUCUCAGCCCGCAGUGUUGACGUGGAUCAGCAGCGCUUUGCCUCAACCUGCACUCUCACCGAAACUGAGCCGAGCCAACUCCACCACCAAGGAGGAAAACACAGCACCCAGAAAAGGGAUGAUCGCUUGGAUCGCUCAGGGUUUGGAGAAAGUCGUUCCGAAGCCUGAACUGAACAAGAAGGAAACAGCAGCAGAAGCAGCAGCAGCAGCAGCAGCAGCUGAGCCGCCGGCCGAGGUACAUCACAGUUACAGCACGACGAUGAUAGACUGGAUCAAACAGGGGAUAGAGAAGGUGGUUCCUCAGCCGGAGCUUCCUGUUCGUUCAAAGACAGAAGUCAGCGAGAAGACUGAAGCUCCUGCUGCGCCUAAAGCCGAGACUCCGGCACCAAAACCUGUUCCGGCACCAGAACCUCCUCCAGCCCCGAAACCUGCCCCGAAACCUGCCGACGACACACAGAAGUCUCCCAAAGAAGCAGAGCCGCAGCCCAAUAUGAUGGGAUGGAUCGUCAGUGAGAUCGGUCGUAUGUUACCUCAGCCUGUACAGAAGCAGGACUCGAGCAGCGAUGAGGUGCAGAACAUCAGCAUUGUACAAAAGAAAACAGACCUGGUGCUGGAGGACAUCGGACAGGAAGAGGUCAAGGAGGUCAAGCAGAAGGAGAAGGAGAAAGGAGAUGCAGAGACCCAGAUGGAUCAGAGUGCUCCACUGACGGUCAGCAUCAAGGAGGAGGUUGGAGGGGCUCUUCUGGCUCAAAUGGAGGAGAGACUGCAGCAGGGUCGUCUGGAGGCUGCCCGAAUUGCAGAGGAGAUGGCCAGGAAGGCAGCAGAGGAGGCGGUCCGACAGCUGGAGGUGGAGCAUUCGGCUAAGAUAGUCAUAGAAACGCUGCCAGAGUCCAACGAGCAACUGCCCAACAUCCUGGAGGAGGAAAACGAAGAUGACCCAGAGUUGCAGAACCUGCAGGAGGACAGUGACGACAGCACAGACAAUAAGUGUCCUGAAGAAAUUAAGAAAACAGCUGUGGAGGAAGAGAAUAAACCUGAUAAGACCAUGAUGGACGUCUGUCCGAUUGAAGACGAGGCCUCUCCCUCAUCAACAGACGUGGAACCAGCAUCCGAGAGGAGAGACCUGGAGAGUCCAGUCUCCCAAACCAUCACCCAGCAACCAGAGUCACAAGCUGAGGCACCACCAACCUCCACUACCACCACGGAUCAGGCCGCUGCAGCAGAGGGUGAAUGUAGAGCUCCGGUGCUGAGGGUGGAGGACGUGGAUCAGGAUGUGGAGCAGGAAAAAGGCCUGAACAUCCCCAAAAUUAUCACCACCUCAGAACCAGAGUUUAGAUCUCUGAGUGUCCCCAAUGUCCCUCUGUCAAAGCUCAGUCCCUCAGGUGACCUGUCUGCAGACGAGGAUGAUGAUGAGCUGUUGAAGAGCGGCCUGAAGACCUGGUCCAGUCAGGGAGACCUGCUGACUGCAGACAAUGAGAUCCGCCCUCUGUCAGCAGCCAGUGUCGGCAGCGUCGUGAUCCAGGACCGUCUCAGUGACCUUGUCAGGAUGUUUAGAGGUCGAACGGAGCGUCACAAAGAGCGGCUGGUGGACCCCGACGAGUCUGAGGAGGAGAGUCCUUCAGCCUCCCCGAGCAAAGCUCCACCUCCUCCUCCUCCUCCUCCUCCUCCACCAGAGGACAAGAAGGAUGACACCCCUGCAGCAGAAGAAGAAGAAGACGAGAAGGAGUAUGUGCUCCCUUUUGAACUUCUGGGACGUCCAGUGAAAAUUCCCAAACUGCCCAAACUUCCCCCAAUGCCCGACUGGCUCCGAGUCAUCCUUGAGUACCGCUUCCCCUCCAGCAUCGACCCGUUUGGUGAUCUGAUCUACGUGCUCUGGCUCUUCUGUGUGGUGGCAGCGUGGAACUGGAAUGUGUGGUUGAUCCCCGUCCGCUGGGCGUUUCCAUACCAAACCCCCGAGAACAUCCACCUGUGGCUGCUGGUGGACUACACCUGCGACCUCAUCUACAUCACCGACAUCCUCGUCUUCCAGCCCAGACUGCAGUUCGUCCGUGGAGGAGACAUCGUGUGUGAUAAAAAGGACAUGAGAGAAAACUACAUGACGACCGAGAGAUUUAAGAUGGACAUCAUCAGCCUGUUUCCUAUGGAGAUAUUUUACUAUUUCACUGGAGUGAACUCUCUGCUGAGAUUCCCUCGUCUGCUGAAGUACAUGGUGUUCUCUGAGUUCAACGACAGAAUGGAGGCUGUGAUGAAGAAGGCGUACAUCUACAGGGUGAUCCGAACCUCCACCUACCUGCUGUACUCUCUGCACAUCAACGCCUGUCUCUUUUACUGGGGCUCAGACUACGAAGGACUCGGAUCCACCAAGUGGGUUUACAAUGGAAAAGGCAACGCUUAUAUCCGCUGUUACUAUUUUGCCGUGAAGACGCUGAUCACCAUCGGAGGGCUGCCGGACCCCACCACUGUCUUUGAGAUCUGCUUCCAGCUCAUUAACUACUUUGUUGGCGUCUUUGCGUUCUCCAUCAUGAUCGGUCAGAUGAGAGACGUGUUCGGAGCUGCGACGGCCGGUGAGAACUACUACCGAGCCUGCAUGGACAGCACCAUCAAGUACAUGACCUCCUACAACAUCCCGCGAGAGGUCCAGAACCGCAUCAAGACCUGGUACGACUACACCUGGAAGAGCCAGGGCAUGCUGGAUGAACAGGAGCUGCUGGUGCAACUUCCUGCCAAGAUGAGGCUCGACAUCGCUGUGGACGUCAACUACUCCAUCGUCAGUAAAGUCGCCCUGUUUCAGGGCUGUGACCGACAGAUGGUGUUCGACAUGCUGACGAGGCUCAAAUCUGUGGUGUACCUGCCCGGAGACUUUGUCUGUAAAAAGGGGGAGAUCGGCAGGGAGAUGUACAUCAUUAAACAGGGGGAGGUUCAGGUGGUGGGCGGUCCCGACCUGCAGACGGUGUUCGUCACCAUCAGAGCCGGCUCGGUGUUCGGAGAGAUCAGUUUGCUGGCGGGAGGCGGAGGGAAUCGACGUACAGCUAACGUGAAGGCGCACGGAUUCGCCAACCUCUUCAUCCUGGAUAAGAAGGACCUGGCAGAGAUCUUGGUGCACUACCCCGAGUCCCAGAAACUCCUCCGCAAGAAGGCCAAGACGAUGCUGACGAAGGAUAAGAAGCCAGAUGAGAAGGCGGCAGGUAAAGAGGCGGUGCAGGUGAUCCCGCCCCGACCGGACACCCCUGAGAUGUUCAAGGCAGCACUGAAGGUGACGGAGCAGGUGGGAAUAGAGGGCGUCUUCUCCAAACUGAAGACAAGCUACAAACCGUCUGAGAGCUCAGCAGAGGUUCUUCCCUCCAUCUCUCCGGUCCCCCCUCCUUCUCCGAUGCACCGCCGCUCUCCGGUCCCUCUCACCGCGGUUCAGGACGAUGAUGACGCCGUGUCGGAGACGGCCGACAGUUCGGUGAUCAUCAGGAUGACGCCGCGACCACAGGGGGAGGAGGUGCUGACUGUGGAGGUGGCGCCUGGGGACGGAGAGGAGGAGAAGAAGGAGUGAGGAGACAGGAAGCUGUCGUCCUCUCAGGACUCAGUCGGCUUCCCAGAAUGCCUUUCAGCAGCCUCCGCAGAAGAGACGUGGGUUUCAGGUGGAGGUGGAGAGAAACACGACGGACCCCAGAGCAUCAUGGUCCCUGUCCUCCUCCUGCCAGCUCUGUUUCUUCUUCUCUGGUGGAUUCUCCGCACGUCCUCGUCCUCCUGGUGUUAGACACAUUUUAAAUCUGUGCAGAAGAAGAACUCUGAGAACAGUCACACACAUGAUGUCAUCUCAAAUGUUCCUCCUCUCUGGGUGCUUCUCAUUCGCUUUUUACUUGUCUCCUUGUUUCCUUCACUUGUUUCUUUUCCUCACGUCCCUCUGAAGGCCGUGAGGACGGACGCAGGAGGAAACAGGAAGUAGUGACCUGAGACGUCAGCUGUCAGUCGACUUUAACUCGUCUGUGAUGAACUGUACUGCAGAUAUUUAGAGAGGAUAAACUGCUGCUGUAAAGUUAUCGUACGACACGUAGAUCCAGUCAGACGAUCUGAUUGGUUAACUAGACAUUGAGAGCGUGCUCAGAUCAGUGUGAACGCAGCUGAAUAUAAAACCAGUCGGAUGGUUUCGUUGUUGAAUUUGAUUAAAAUCACCUUUAAUGAAAAUCAUAUCUGGUGUCGUUAGAUCGCUGUUAGCCGGCCCGAUGUUAAAGAACAGACCACAGAGGAAAUGUUUUUAAAAGCUAAACGCAG